Messenger RNA from Hymenoscyphus albidus, 1962 nucleotides. NCBI's taxonomy places the organism in Eukaryota, Fungi, Ascomycota, Leotiomycetes, Helotiales, Helotiaceae. The record is from the annotation of a GenBank genome assembly.
AGAUCCUCGGGUAAACCAAGCUCGUGAAAAAUUGCCCUACUAAACUUUUGGUGGGAGGGAUCACUGCAAUGAUCAGAACAUGACUGUCUCUAGCUUGCUUUGCGAAAAUCUUCCUUUCAUCGUCAAGAAAACAAAUUGCUAGCAAACGACCACAUCUAGCAUGGACGUCUAGCCACUCUUUAUCUCCUGCGCAUAUACGAAACUCUACCCAUCAUCGCCUUUGACUGCAACCCUACACUCGCUGACUACCCCCACCACGAAAAAGACGAAAACAAGUACAGAGAGAGGAAUAAGGGAAUAGAAGCAUUAUGGCGACCAACUCAAUUAAGUUGCUCACAGGCAACAGCCACCCUCAGCUUGCGAAGCAGGUUGCUGAUCGGUAUGUUGUGUUCUCUGCAGGUUGGAGUUGGGGCUUGGGUUGAAAGGAAAGGAAAGAGACUAAUCCUUGGCCAUAGACUCGGAAUCAAUCUUGCGAAGACGAUGAGCUUGAACUACUCGAAUCAGGAAACCAGCGUUACAGUCGGAGAAAGUGUGCGAGAUGAAGAUGGUAGAAUGCACCAUAAAUCCCCAAGCGCAAUAGUGUACAAACAAGACUAAUAUAUCUCACAUCCAGUAUUCAUCCUCCAAUCCACCGCCCCAGGAGAUAUCAACGAUGGUCUCAUGGAGCUCCUCAUUAUGAUCAACGCCUGCAAGACUGCCUCCGCUCGUCGCAUUACCGCCGUCAUUCCCAAUUUUCCUUAUGCACGACAAGACAAGAAGGAUAAGUCAAGAGCACCGAUCAGCGCGAAGCUUAUUGCGAAUAUGCUGCAGACGGCUGGUUGUAACCAUGUCAUUACGAUGGAUUUGCAUGCUAGUCAGAUCCAAGGGUUCUUCAACGUACCUGUGGACAACCUGUAUGCGGAACCUAGUACGCUGAGAUGGAUCCGGGAGAAUCUGAAUGUGAGAGAUUGUGUGGUAGUAUCUCCAGAUGCUGGUGGUGCUAAGAGGUAUGUCAUUUUCCUCUUAAACUUACCACUUCUUUCCAAAGCAGGGAGUCAAGAAAAAGAGAGAAGCAGUUUCUAACACCAUAACAGAGCAACAUCCAUAGCAGACCGUCUCGACCUAGGCUUCGCCCUAAUCCACAAAGAGCGCGCGCGCCCCAACGAAGUCUCCCGCAUGGUCCUAGUCGGCGAUGUCGAGGACAAAAUCGCCAUUCUUGUCGACGACAUGGCAGACACCUGCGGAACCCUCGCCAAAGCCGCGGAAACAGUAAUGAUGCACAAAGCCCGUGAGGUCGUCGCAAUCGUCACGCAUGGCAUUCUGUCCGGAAACGCGAUCGAGACGAUCAAUAAGAGUAUGCUCAGCCGAGUCGUCGUCACGAAUACCGUCCCGCUCGGUGAUAAGAUUGAGCGAUGUGAUAAGUUGCGUGUUAUGGAUAUUAGUCCCACGCUUGGGGAGGCGAUCAGACGUACGCAUAAUGGGGAGAGUGUGAGCUUUUUAUUUACGCAUGCGCCUAGUGAUUAACUUUCCUGCGGUAUUUUUGAGGACUUGGUGAUUUUGGGCUGGUGGGGAUUCUUGCACGGUAUGGGAUGCUUGAGAGUGUGGUGGUGUGGGGGGACGAGGGUAGGAUACUCGUAUCGUACAUAAAUGAUUCUGGUGUUUGGAGUAUAAUCUGGUUUGUUUUUUUAUUGUUUGUGUCUCUUUCCUUUCUUUCUUGAAAGAAAGGCCAUCUGGGUAUCCCACAUUGAGGCAGUAUGAAGUUUCUUCUCUUUUUCUUGACGAAUGGGUGCAGGAAAAAGAGAGCCUUUCAUGGUUCUCUCCUCUUAUCAAUGGAUGGGAAUUGUUAGAUCAAUAGGGUGGAAAAAAGUUUCUUUUUUAUUUACUGUUGUAGCAUGGAGUUCUUAGACUUUUUAGCAGUACCGCACAGUACAGUACAGUACAGUAACAGAGUAUUUUACAAUGGAGAUAUGAAGAAACUACCUA